GGCACAACACAACACAACACAGCUGCUGAAGCCGAGAGGAAUUGCUGCUUUUAGAUCUCUGCAGCUUUUCAUCGUCUCAUCGGUAAGAUGCUGCAGCUGAAUGACAGCGUGGAUCCGGAGAGCCCGGGUGCGGCUGUCUUACACCCGGCGGACUAUGACGAUGAGCUGGAGGUAGCGGCCCGGGCUGGAGCGUCAGUGGCCUGCUGCACCCCGCUUCAAACACUCACGCCUUUCCAUGUCCACAACCCAACCAUGCGAGCCAAAGUCAAAGAUUAUUUCGUCUUUAGGCCUGGAACAAUUGAGCAGGCUGUAAAUGAUAUCCGCACAGUUGCCUUGCCUUCAGAAGAUGGUGAAGUCCUUAGUGUGUGGCUCCUAGCAGAAAUUGAUCACUGGAACAAUGAAAAAGAAAGACUGGUACUCAUAACUGAGAGGUCUUUACUGGUGUGCAAAUAUGACUUCAUAAACCUCCAGUGUCAGCAGGUCAUCAGAAUUUCCUUAAACGCUGUGGACACAAUCUCUGUCGGCGAGUUUGAGUUUCCUCCAAAAUCACUCAACAAGAGAGGGGGAAUUGGAAUACGUGUCCAGUGGGAUAAGCGGCCAAGACCUUCGUUCAUAAACCGCUGGAACCCCUGGGCCACUGAUAUACCCUUUAUCACCUUCACUGAACACCCCAUGUCACACGCAGAUGAAAAGGUGGCUUCCCUCUGCCAGCUUGAGAACUUCAAAACGCAGCUCGUCCAGGCUGUGAAGAAAGCCCAUAAAGAAUACCCCAUUCCAGGCCGAGCCAAUGGUGUUUUGAUCCUCGAGCGCCCACUCCUGAUCGAGACUUACCUGGGCAUCAUGUCCUUUAUCAACAAUGAAGCCAAAUUGGGUUACUCCAUGACAAGGGGGAAAAUUGGCUUUUAACUGCUGAAUUCUGGUUCUCAUCCUUCAGUUAAGUGCUGUUUUUGCGUGAUAUUGCAACAUGUGAGUAUGUGAGUUGAGAACAUCCUUCUCGUUUUGUUGUUGGAUGUAUGCGGCGUGUGAGAUGUGCCAGGCAGUGAGGCACGCUCACCGCAUCGGUAUGUGCCUGGAUGCCACCGAUGCCAAUGUACAUGCCCUCUCCAAAUAGGCAGUGUUAAACUUCCUCUGUCCGUGCCCCUCUGUGUUAACACAGCCUUUCUAAUGUGCUUGAAUUUGGAGAUACAGUGUGUGUGAGUGUUUGUGUUGUAUGGCCAUGACCACAAUGAUGACUGAUGUUCAUUUGAUGUCCAAAUUAUCCUGUUACUAGCAUGCUUUGUUGAUCAUUGUACAUUUGUAUCUUUUUGAGGCAGUCUUUACCAGGCUGAUGUCUUGGGCAUUGAUAAGAAAUCCUCACUAAUAUACUGGGCUCACAGAUUAUAAGUUAACUUCGAGCUUUAUAACCUGCUGUAUACCCACUUAACCAAGUUAUGUGGUUUGGGAAAGACUUGUUUCGCAUUUGGUGUUGCAUUUUGAACUGACUGGCUUUCCAAUAAAAACUAGUGUAGUUGUGAGGUUCAUCACGUUUUUGGGCCUCAUUCAUGAAACGAGCAGAACUUAUUUGUUUAAAUUAUUCGUGAAACCAAAACUUACAUAAAUGAAACAAGCUCUCGAUUUGAUUCUGAUUAAUUUGGGUGUAUUUCAAUUAUAAUGUCCAUUUUGCUUACAUAUGGAAGAAAUUCUCAGUUAAUAAUGUAAAUUAUACAGGGAACCUUCUAACUUGGUACAUCAUGAAAAUAUUAUGUGGCUCAGGUGGUAGAGCGGGUUGUCCACUAAUCGUAGGGUUUGUGGUUCGAUUCCCAGCCCACAUGCCGACGUGUCCUUGGGCAAGACACUGAACCCCCAAGUUGCUCCCAAUGGCAGGCUAGCACCUUGCAUGGCAGCUCUGCCGCCAUUGGUGUAAGAGGGUGAAUGUGUGUGUCAAUCGGUCACAAAGUAAAGGGCUUUGGGAACCGCUAAGGUUAAAAAAGGUGCUAUAUAAGUGCAGACCAUUUACACAAACAACCAAAACUGAAGUAAACUUUAAAAAAUCCCCAGAUCAAUAUAAUUUAAGAAUCGGUAUCGUGAUCGUUCAAAUGAAGUUUGCGAUUAAUGGGAAAAUUAUUAUUUUUACCCAGCCCAAAUAAGAACGUAAGAUUCAUUAAUAUAUUAAAUUCAACAUGAUAUUUUAGGCAAGAAUGGCUUUACGAGAGAUUUACUAAGAAAUUUGCUCUGCUGGCAUUUUAUGAAUGAGGCCUAAUGUGACAACAUUUUUAAAGCGUGUCUCAACAAAAAACUGCAUGUCUUGUGAAUAUUACAUUAAAUAAAAACUACUGAGGCUUGUGCUAUAUAAAUUGUAUUCUCUUUAUUUUACAUUGUGAUGAAGUGCUUUGGCCUUUACAAAAUAUUGUUCCGCUUGUCACAUUACUGUACUGCAGCUAUUCGAGGCUUGUGAACAACAAAAAAAAAGAAAAUCAAAUGAGAGCUAUCAUCUUUGAGUAAAGCUUAAGAGUUCUGAAUGCAGUUGAUUUGAACCGUUUCUCAAGAUCAUAGUUGAGGUUUUACUUUUGUGCCACAUUGCUUGCAUCCAAGAAAUCUCAAAUCAUUCUAAACCUGCACCCACACGACCUGAAAUUUAUAUUUAAAAUGUGCUGCUCUAAUACAUGACACACCUGGGUCAUAAUUCUCCAAAAGAAAAAUGUAAUGCUCUAUUAUACCUGUAUCAUUUAUCAUAAAAACAGUCAUUAACUAAUAUUACAUAAUGCUUAACAGAUCAGUAGUUCAUCAAAUGUAAAUAUGUUUAUACAAAUAUUUUAAUACAAUUUAUGACAUUUCUGUAUUUGCAUUUAUAUUAACAAAUUAUGUUUAAAGCGUUGCACAAUGUUCUAAUAUUUGUUGUUUAAAAAAGGUUUCUAAAAUACCAAUAUUUUAGUGUUAAUAAAUUAUAUUUUGCCUAAAGAAAAUGAAGCCCAGCUGUCACUCUCAUCACUGGAAUACAGUAAAUCACUAUAUGAGCAUAAAUUAAACUCAUUACAACAAACAAUGAAUGUAAUUAAUAAUAUUAUUGUUUUAUUUAAAAAAAAAUAGAAUAAUUAUUAUAAUAUUAAUUAUUAAUUAUAAGUGAUAAAUUAUAUUUAAAAAAAUAUAUAUAUAUAUAUAUAUAUUUAUUAUUAUUGUUUUUAUUUUAUUUUUAUUAAACAAAAUAAAAUUUGUGAAACUAUGACCCAGAUAUGUUCUUGAUUUUUUUUCAACUGGAAACACCGACCUAACAUUUAUUAUUUUCAUAUUUGAAAUCUGUUCAAAUCCCUGCAAUUGCAGAUUUCACUGUGAAUUUCAGGUCUAAUUGUGGGUACUGUAAACGUAAUGGAAGCAAGUGUGCUGCUACAUGUGCAUUUCUGUUUUGUAUGUGUGUUUUACUAACUGUGAAGAUUGAAGAAGUGAAAGUUGGCAUUAAGUACAUGUUUGUGCUUCAGUUACUGAAAACAUGGACAAUACUAAACAAUUCAUUUCAUUAAAGGCUUUUAUUUUUAACCAAGGAAAAUCGAUAAGGAAUAUAAAUUAGUAAAAAUGUCCUCAGGUCAAGUUGUUCAACAAGUUUGCUUGAAUUAAUCUGUUUGCUUAAGGAUGCAUUUCAAAGGGGGAAAAUUCCGACCAUUGAGGUUGUCCACUGUUGAGUGAUUACGGGUUUUGAAACUUUGAAGAAUUUUCUUCACACAUGUGCACUUUUUUGGCCAACACCCUAUUUCACUUUAUCUGCAGCCAUAGAGAUACAGUGAUACUCAUCAUGUCAUGACUUUCUUUAAAUACCCCAUAAAAUGUAUUUCUGUUUUUCUUUAUGCAAAGUUGUGCAUGAUGAUUGUGCCUGCUGCUUGCUGGGUUUAAAAUGUCUAAUUUGUUGAUCAUGGUCUCUGUGUAUGUUUUUCAUCAUUUGCCAAUUCAUAUAUUAAAAGACUGUUUAAAAGCCAAAUCAAGCUCAGCUCUGGUCUCUUUUCAGGUCUGUUUAAACUGGAUAUUGAAGUCUGGA
This is a messenger RNA of Xyrauchen texanus (razorback sucker), 4003 nucleotides long. It is a transcript of the gene tprg1l, whose product is annotated as tumor protein p63 regulated 1-like. The transcript is spliced from 6 exons. Bases 88 to 906 code for a protein of 272 amino acids. Gene Ontology annotation, cellular component: cytoplasm. NCBI's taxonomy places the organism in Eukaryota, Metazoa, Chordata, Actinopteri, Cypriniformes, Catostomidae. The record is from RefSeq and is a predicted model, not a curated record.